Molecule: messenger RNA, 930 nt
Organism: Orycteropus afer afer
Lineage: Eukaryota; Metazoa; Chordata; Mammalia; Tubulidentata; Orycteropodidae
Product: olfactory receptor 1A1-like
Biological process (GO): G protein-coupled receptor signaling pathway
Cellular component (GO): membrane
Molecular function (GO): olfactory receptor activity; G protein-coupled receptor activity
Source: RefSeq, a predicted model, not a curated record
AUGAGGAAAGAAAACCAGUCUGCUACUCAGGGUUUCAUUCUUCUGGGAAUUACCAGUCAGCAGGAGCAGGAAGUUGUCUUCUUCAUCCUCUUCCUGUUUAUUUACCCCAUCACACUGAUUGGAAACCUGCUCAUCAUCUUGGCCAUUCGCUCUGACAUUCGCCUUCACAACCCCAUGUACUUUUUUCUUGCCAGUCUCUCCUUUGUUGACAUCCUCUUCUCAUCUGUAACCGUCCCCAAGAUGCUGUCAAACCACAUCUUGGGCAGCAAAUCCAUCUCCUUUGGAGGAUGCCUAGUGCAGAUGGAUUUCAUGCUUGCCUUUGCUAACAUAGACAGCUACAUCUUGGCUGUGAUGGCAUAUGAUCGUGCUGUGGCCAUCAGCCGCCCUCUUCAUUACACAACAAUUAUCAGCCCCAGGUGUUGUGUCCUGCUUGUUGUAGGGUGUUGGGUGAUGGGAAACGUCAAUUCCCUACCCCACACUCUGCUUACGGCUAUUUUACCCUUCUGUGGCCACCAGAAAGUGGCUAACUUUUACUGUGACAUUUCUUCUUUGCUCAAGUUGUCCUGUUCUGAUACCCACUUAAAUGUGAAAUUUAUGUAUGUAGGGGCUGGUGUUUUUUGUGUGCCAUUAAUAGGCAUCAUUAUCUCCUAUACUCGAGUCUUUGCUACCGUCUUACGGGUUCCAUCUACCAAGGGCAUGCUCAAAGCCUUCUCUACCUGUGGCUCCCACCUCACAGUUGUCUCUUUAUAUUAUGGGACAGUGAUGGGCAUGUAUUUCCGCCCUCUGACCAGUUAUGGCCUGAAGGAUGCAGUGCUGACUGCAAUGUACACAGUAGUGACUCCAAUGUUAAAUCCUUUCAUCUACAGUCUGAGAAACCAGGACAUGAAGGCUGCCUUGGGGAAACUCUUCAGCAAGAGAAUUUCCUCUUGA